Messenger RNA from Daldinia decipiens, 2720 nucleotides. RefSeq names its product P-loop containing nucleoside triphosphate hydrolase protein. The transcript is spliced from 2 exons. Gene Ontology annotation, molecular function: ATP binding; ATP hydrolysis activity. NCBI's taxonomy places the organism in Eukaryota, Fungi, Ascomycota, Sordariomycetes, Xylariales, Hypoxylaceae. The record is from RefSeq and is a predicted model, not a curated record. Bases 172 to 2082 code for a protein of 636 amino acids.
AUACCUACCUAACCCAAGGCAACAAUGAGCUGCGAAAAAAUGAUUGCAUCAAAUGCGAAGCCCGUAUGGUCGCGACUGGCCAAGGGUUUCAGGAAAGGAUUAAAAAAGAAGGUUAACGACGAGGCUAAGAAAGAGAGCCCGUCUUCAACGACCGCAGCAGUGGAUGAGACUAUGAAGUGCGAAAUCAAGCAUCUGGACCAACGCUGGAACGAGGAAGACGAACAGUAUUUUGCUGAGAGGAAACAGGAAGUUGAGAAGCCUGAACAGAAGGAUUGGUGGCGUCUGUUUGCCUUUUGUGUUGUCAAGCACUAUUACGACGACGAUGAACUUGAUACAACUCGCUUAUAUGUGAACCCCCAACCACUUCGGCAACUGCUCAGAGACGUUAUUGGUGACUACCCGGAUGACCCCAUAGAUGUUGAUGAUGUGCAAAUCGAGACGCCAUACUAUUCGCUGUUCCACCACCGAAAGCAGUUGGAGUCAGAGGGUCUAGAUCGGUUCAAGAACGACGAGGACUCCAAAGCUCAACUGGAACUGCUUAUGAAUUGGAUCAAAUCUCACUUCGAGAAUGAUAUUUCUGCUUACGAGAAGUGUAUUUCUGGUCUCAGGGCUAUCUCUUACGAAAGUUUAUGGACCCUAUUCCCACCAAACAAGAUCAUACACGCCAAAGUACUCAAUCAACACCGUGCAUUCCGCGUCCACAGCUGCUGGUAUGAGGAGGGCGACAAUCCUCACCUAAACCUCUGGGCUAAUUUCAUCGAUUUCGAUGGUAACGCGCUUGGUACGAGGAGGGCCGAAUUGUCUAUCAAGAAGUAUGCGGGAACGCGGCAGUUAACAGAACUCACCACCAUCCCGCUUGACCUUCAAGACAAUAAUGUCGAGAUUCGUGCCGAGCUAAUCGAGCGUGGCAGGAAAUUUGAGAGUUACAUAGGGCAGCAUUUUGAGCAAUACAACGGUGUUGGGCUCAAGAAGACCGAAAGGGGCUAUGCGAGAUUCAAUGUCAAGGGGCGCAUAAUGAUUGACUGCGAAACAUAUCAUAGGCUCGAAGCCGACGACGCAUUCGACGUCGAAGAAUUCGGGAAGCCUACGGGCUCUAUCAAUUCUAGUCAUAAGACGACUAUAAAUGAAAUCGAUUUUGUGCGCGAGACGAAGACUUUCGAUAAGUUAUCCGACGACGACGCUUCGAUUACUAACGCCACGGUUCGGGGGUACGCGUUUGGAGUCAAACAGUUUCUAGAGUUCUUCGUUGAUAAUGUUUUGCCUAUUGAAUGGAACAUCCACUGCUUUGACAAUCUCGUGCUCGACCCGGCAACGAAAAAAACGGUUCAGGCUGUGGUAUCUACGCAUUCGAGCAAGCGGGGCGGGUUUGAUGAUAUCGUGAAGGGGAAGGGCCAGGGGCUCGUGUGUGUGCUGCAUGGCCCACCUGGAGUUGGCAAGACAUUAACUGCCGAGUGCGUAGCGGAAUACGUCCAGCGGCCCCUAUACAUGGUCUCGUCCGGCGAUUUAGGUGUAAACAGCAGCUAUCUCGAUCACAAUUUAUUACGGAUCAUGGAUCUCGCCUCGACAUGGAAAGCAGUGCUUCUAAUAGACGAAGCUGACGUAUUCCUCGAACAACGAUCACUCCACGACGUGCAGCGGAACGCGAUGGUGAGCGUUUUCUUGCGAGCGCUCGAGUACUAUGGUGGUAUUCUAUUCCUUACUACGAAUAGGGUUAAUACGUUCGAUGAAGGCUUUAAAAGUCGCAUCCACGUUCCGAUCAGGUAUACGGAUCUCAGCUCGACGUCGCGCCUGCAGAUCUGGCGUAACCUGUGUAACCGCGUGCCCGGCGGCGUUGAUCUAAACGAGGAAGAAUUCCAAGACCUUGCUGAGCACGACCUCAACGGCCGCCAGAUCAAAAACGUCAUCAAAGCUGCCGAGAGUCUCGCUGCUUUCGACGGGGUGAAAGUCGAUUAUAAGCAGUUAAAACAAGUGACCAAGAUUCAAGAUACGUUCGAGAAGGACCUGACAAAUAUAGGUGGUGUGGAUUAUACGGCGCCCGGGGAGUCGAGGAAGAAGGGAGAGGGGUUUAACAUGUUUAUGUGAGAUGCGAAUUACGUUUAUUAGGAUAGCGAUGGCCAUGGGUGCAUGAAAUAGGCGCUUGCAAGGCAGUGACGCUUGUGAAUAGGGGUUACAUGUGUAUAUGACAAACGUGAGAUAUCAGCGAUGAAUGCACAUACAAGAGAACGUUAUGUGCAAUGGAAUUCCCCCCUCGGGGGAGUAGUGACGGUUGUUCGUGUAUUUACUGUUGACAUUGAGGUAUUAAGUAGAGACAGUGUAUCACCAAUGGGUUUCAACACCUGCAAGAAUAAGAAAGUCACUGCAAAGUAGCCCCCGGCUCUCAUAUAAACGAAGAAUUCGUUUGAUUACCGCAUGUCAGUGCUAUGUGUUCGAGACUAUGUUAGGUACUUCUCAUGUCCGAGUUGUUUACGACACGGUUUCUACAAGCAAAAUAAUGACCAGCCUAUGAACAUAUACUUGCAGUACAAUUAAUGCGCAAGCCAAACCGAUCAUCUUGGCCUUCUUGACCUUCUCAACGACACGUGUCCCAGCUGCCAUUCCCAUCAUGAGGUUUGUACCGUUCUGUAUGAGUAGCUAGGGCAACUGGAUCGGCAUCGCUGUCCGCCUUGAUGAACAACGUCUCGUACGGAUGGGCGACCCUGCUGUAGAAGUGCUGGUAUAAC